Messenger RNA from Tigriopus californicus, 3916 nucleotides. It is a transcript of the gene mib1, whose product is annotated as E3 ubiquitin-protein ligase MIB1-like. Gene Ontology annotation, molecular function: ubiquitin-protein transferase activity; protein binding; zinc ion binding. Lineage: Eukaryota; Metazoa; Arthropoda; Copepoda; Harpacticoida; Harpacticidae. Gene Ontology annotation, cellular component: cytoplasm. The transcript is spliced from 14 exons. The record is from RefSeq and is a predicted model, not a curated record. The coding region runs from base 371 to 3796 and encodes 1141 amino acids. Gene Ontology annotation, biological process: protein ubiquitination.
UUUUAGAUCGGUCCAAGGAAUUGAGGUUGAUCUUUGUAUGGAGGGAAGUUGCGCAUAUUUUUUUUCUGCUGGGCUUAACCUGCCCAAGGGCGACCGUCCGCGACCGUCCCUCUGUCUGUCUGUUUAUCUAUUGAUUGAGGUUGAACACUAUUGCUGCCGAACCGGACACAACAUCAUCAUCAUCAUCAUCGUGGGCCCGCCGAUUGCCAAAAUUGGAACACCGGGUCCCAUCGAAAGGUCGUCGAUCUAAAUUUCGCCAUCUCACUCGUGCUAUAAUGACCCGUGAGUGACUCUAUCGUGGUCUGGUGUUUAGCAUCUAGCAUCGUAAUCAUCCUGGAUUCCUCGGCGGGCGCCUUCUGUCAGUUUGGUCAUGGAGGGCACACCUCCACUUAAUCCCGUACCCGCUGCCGCUGUAGCUUUGGAGGCUGGGGUGACCCCGACAUUGGCCCCUUUGGCGCCCAAUAACCCGACGCCAACCCCGGCCCUGGUCUUAAACUCGGCCGUGUUGGCGGGUCCCCUGACGACGGGCGCCUUGGCCUCUGGGACGUCAGUGGGUCACGGCGGAAUAACAGCUGGAGCGGGUGGGACCGGCAGUGCUUCGCGUUCCACUCGAUUCAUGAUGGAAGGCGUGGGCGCCCGGGUGAUUCGGGGCGUGGACUGGAAAUGGGGCAAACAGGAUGGUGGUGAAGGUCACGUGGGGACAGUGCGAAACUUUGAAUCUCCCGAAGAAGUGGUGGUGGUUUGGGAUAAUGGGACAGCGGCCAACUAUCGUUGCUCAGGUGCCUUCGACUUACGGAUCUUGGACUCGGCUCCCACGGGAAUCAAACAUGACGGCUCCAUGUGUGACACCUGCCGACAACAGCCCAUCUUCGGCAUUCGUUGGAAGUGCGCCGAAUGCUCCAACUAUGACCUCUGCAGCUCUUGUUAUCACGGCGACAAGCAUCAUCUUCGACAUCGGUUCUUCCGCAUCACCUCCAUUGGGACUGAAAGGGUAUUACUCGAACCCCGACGCAAGUCGAAGAAAAUCCCAAUUCGAGGCAUAUAUCCCGGAGCUCGCGUGAUCCGAGGCGUAGAUUGGCAAUGGGAGGAUCAAGAUGGAGGAAAUGGCCGCCGUGGCAAGGUCACUGAGGUUCAAGAUUGGUCGGCCUCCAGCCCCAAAUCUGCGGCUUAUGUGAUUUGGGACACUGGGGCCAAGAAUUUAUAUCGCGUGGGAUUUGAGGGUCAGGCCGACUUGAAGGCGGUUUCUGAUGCCAAAGGAGGGACUGUAUACAAAGAUCAUUUGCCGCUUUUGGGAGAAAGCGGACCGGGCCGAUCGGGUCCGCAUGGACUUCAGGUCGGCGACCAAGUGAAUAUAGACCUAGAGCUGGAAAUCGUUCAACACUUGCAGCACGGACAUGGAGGGUGGACUGACGGAAUGUAUGAAUGUUUGGGACAAACUGGAACCGUGGCUGGAAUCGACGAGGAUCAUGAUAUCGUCGUAUCCUAUACAUCUGGAAAUCGCUGGACUUUCAACCCCGCCGUUCUUACUAAGGUCGCUGGUCCCCCAUUGGCACCUUUGGCCUCAAAUCUUGCCGCCUCGUUCUCAACCCCUUUCUCAGCCUCGGGGUCGGUGGACGAACGAGGAGCGGGAGGAGGCGGGGGAGGUCAGCAGCAUUUCUCCGUGGGCGACCUCGUCCAAAUCUGCUCUGAUGUCGAGCGAAUGAAGGUUCUUCAACGAGGUCACGGCGAAUGGGCCGAGGCCAUGGCUCCCACUCUGGGCAUGAUUGGUCGCGUACAACAGAUUUAUCACGAUAAUGACCUCAAGGUAGAGGUGUGUGGCACCUCCUGGACUUAUAACCCAGCCGCCGUGGCCAAAGUGGCCAAUGAUGGGUCCAUUCCCGGAGCCUCGAGUGGAGAUCGGCUCUCUGCUCUCCUGAAGAAGCUCUUUGAGACCCACGUGUCUGGUGACGUGACCGAGGAGCUGGUUAAGGCUGCGGCCAACGGGGAUGCGCAAAAGAUGGAGGAAUUACUUGGAAGAGAGGAAUGCAAUGUUAAUGGGGUCUUUGCUGGACACACUGCUUUGCAGGCAGCCUCUCAAAAUGGACACGCUGAGGUGAUUCGAAUUCUCAUCCGCCAUAAAGCCGAACUUGAGAUUGAAGACAAAGACGGCGACCGAGCCGUUCAUCAUGCGGCCUUUGGUGAUGAGGCCACGAUUAUGGAGCUAUUGACCCAUGCUGGAGCGGAUUUGAACGCCCGAAACAAGCGACGACAAACGGCCUUGCACAUUGCCGUGAAUAAAGGACAUGUGGGUGUGGUGAAGACCUUAUUGGAUUUGCAAUGCCAUCCUUCCCUGCAGGACUCCGAGGGAGAUACACCGCUGCAUGAUGCCAUUUCUAAGAAGAGAGAUGAUAUGUUGGCUCUUCUUUUGGAAAAGAAUGCCGAUAUCUUGGUCACUAAUAACAAUGGCUUCAAUACACUUCAUCACGCAGCCCUGCGAGGAAACCCAAGUGCUAUGCGAGUGCUCUUAUCCAAGUUGCCCCGUCCGUGGAUCGUGGAUGAGAAGAAGGACGACGGUUACACGGCUUUACACCUGGCUUCGCUCAAUAACCACGUGGAAGUGGCCGAGCUCUUGGUCCAUAUGGGGCGAGCUAACAUGGACCUUCAGAAUGUGAACCUUCAAACGGCCUUGCACUUGGCAGUGGAACGACAACACACCCAGAUUGUUCGACUUCUGGUCAGGGAAGGUUGCAAUCUGAAUAUCACGGACAAGGAUGGAGAUACGCCCCUUCAUGAGGCUCUUCGACAUCAUACCUUAUCUCAGCUCAGGCAACUUCAAGACAUGCAAGAUGUGGGCAAGUUGCUGAUAUGUUUGGGAAGUCAAGGUGCAGAUAAGAAAUCCUCGGCCUCCAUUGCAUGUUUCUUAGCUGCCAAUGGAGCGGAUCUGGGCGUGAAGAACAAGAAGAACCAGACUCCAUUGGAUCUUUGCCCGGACCCGAAUCUGUGCAAGGCCUUGAGCAAAUGUCAGAAAGAGAACGCUCCCAGCAACCAAAUGGCCGGAUUAAUCCGAGGUGAUGGCAUGACCGAGACGUCUCCGGAUGAGCAGGCCAAUUUAGACGAGUGCUUGGUGUGUUCUGAUCAGAAACGAGAUAUUCUUUUUGUUCCAUGCGGUCAUAUCACCGUGUGCCACACUUGUUCCCAACGGGUCAAGAAAUGUUUACUUUGUCGAGAAUUCGUGGAUGACCGCCGGAAGAUUGAGGAUUGUUUGGUUUGCUCAGAGGCUUCGGCAAACAUCUUGUUCAAACCGUGUAACCAUAUGGUAUCGUGCGAGAAUUGCGCCUCGAUCAUGAAGAAAUGUGUGGAAUGCCGAUCGCCCAUCGAGGAUUGUGUGCCCUUUGACGUUUGCUGCGGUGGAAAAAUUGCUAACCAAGAGGUGAAGCAAUCGAACCUUAAGGAUUCGGAAGUUUCUCCAGGGGCCGCUUUGCCUCCAGGCGCAGUUGCAGGAAGAGUCGCCUCAUCUGCGGCUGUGGCCACAGCCGCACCUGCCGCUCUUGGUUUGAGUGAGGCCACGGGCAUUACCCCUUCAGGAGGUGCUUCAUCAGUGAAUCCUGGGAACCCUGAAGGUUCCAAUACCAAUGUUCAAAAGCUCCAAGAACAGUUGAAUGAUAUCAAGGAACAGACUAUGUGCCCGGUUUGUUUGGAUCGUUUGAAGAACAUGAUCUUCCUCUGUGGUCAUGGUACUUGUCAAAUGUGUGGAGAUCGAAUGUCGGAAUGCCCAAUUUGUCGAAAGACCGUGGAAAGACGAAUCCUGCUCUAUUGAAGCCAUUUCGUUAUAGGUGGAUCUAGAAGUAUAUACCUAUAUUCCCAAGUGCUAUCGAGCAUAUAAGGCAUUUCGAGGUUCUUCUAAUUCGAUUCUGGUAUUAAAGUGCAUGAUGUUCGA